UUGUGUGUUUGUUUAGUUACCAGGAUGGCUGAUAUGGAAAUGGACACACCAAGGAGCAAGGGGAAAGAAGAUGAAAGCACAGAGACAAGGAAGGAACGGGAGAAAAAGAAACGCUCUCGGGUAAAACAACUGCUGGCUGACAUUGCCAAGCAGGUGGACUUCUGGUUUGGUGAUGUUAACCUUCACAAGGAUCGCUUCCUGCGGGAGCAGAUUGAGAAAUCCAGAGAUGGCUUUAUUGAUAUUUCUCUACUGGCCUCAUUUAAUAAGAUGAAGAAACUGACUACAGAUACUAAACUUAUUGCCAGAGCUGUCAAGAAUUCUUUAGUUGUGGAGAUGAAUUUAGAAAAUACAAAAAUCAGGAGAAGGCUUCCACUUGGGGACAAACCUGAGGAUGUGGAUGACCGUACUGUAUAUGCAGAACUACUUCCCAAGAAUGUUACCCACAGCUGGAUUGAUCGUGUUUUUGGUAAAUGUGGAACGGUUGUCUAUAUCAGCAUUCCCAGAUACAAAUCCACAGGUGACCCAAAAGGAUUUGCAUUUAUUGAGUUUGAGAAUCAAGUACAGGCUGCUAAAGCCAUUGAGCACCUGAAUAAUCCUCCAGAGGAAGCACCAAGGAAAGCUGGGAUUUUCCCCAGGACUGUAAAGAACAAGUACGUUCCGGAGUUAAGAGUCUCUGAAUCACGGGAGCUUGAAGAGAAAAAGAAGAAGAAAAAGAAAAAGUCAAAGAGUAGAAAAGAGAAUGAGGAAAAAGCAGAAGAGGAAAAUGAUGCACCUUCAAAGGAGGAAAAACCUAGGAGACAUCGCAGUGUGUCAGAGAGUUCAAUGGCUGAAUCAUCAGAUACCAACAAACAGUCUUCAAGAAGGGAAAAGAGGAAGAGAGACAGAGCAGAGAGCUCUGACCAGUCUGAUGAGGUUAGAUCAUCCAAGAGAAAACAUACAGAAAGCAGCUCAGAAGAGCACGACUCCUCCUCAUCAAAGCAAAGGAAAAUGCAUUCUGAAUCUGUAGAUUCAAAGUCCUCAAGAGACCUUCUGGACUGUAAAGAGGUUUCUACAGAAGAAGAAAAAGACACAAGUGACAAGAAAGACACAUCUACUGUGAAAGUAAAAAGGAAAAGAAAAAAGAAGCACAAGGAGAGACACAGAGUUGGGGAGGAAGUGAUUCCACUCAGAGUCCUGUCAAAGAAGGAAUGGUUGGACCUCAAGACUGAAUACUUGUCACUUCAGAGAGCCAGCAUGGCAUCCCUCAAGAAGUCGUUAAAUGAAAUAAGCCGUUCUACAGGAGAGAUGGAAACUGAGCCAACUGGAGAAAACCUUGACAGUAAAGCAAAUAGUGCAAAGAAUGAAAAUCUAGGACCCCAGUUUGUUUGUGGUGUUAUUGUGAAGAUCACCUGCUCAGAUCCUUUGCCAAUUCGUAAAUACAUUAAGGAGAUAUUAUCUGCAGUGUCUGAAGUAGUAUAUGUAGAUAUGCUGGAGGGGGAUACAGAGUGUCAUGCUCGCUGUAAGACUCCUGAAGAUGCUCAAGCUGUUCUGAAAGCACGCUCUGAGCUGCAGAGCAAGCACAACUGGAAGCUUCAAAUCCUCACGGGAGACAAUGAGCAGCGAUAUUGGCAGAAGAUCUUAGUGGACAGGCAGGCAAAACUGAACAGACCUCGUGAAAAGAAGCGGGGGACUGAAAAGUUGGUUGCAAAGGCUGAGAAAAUCCGCCUUGUUAAAACCCAGGAGGCUUGCAAACACAUCAGAUUCUGUGAUGAACCCUGA
Molecule: messenger RNA, 1758 nt
Organism: Staurois parvus
Lineage: Eukaryota; Metazoa; Chordata; Amphibia; Anura; Ranidae
Source: the annotation of a GenBank genome assembly